AUGCUGUCUAAUUUCACAUAGAAUAUCGUUUGCCUCUAAACGUGGUGCUGGCUCUGGCUCUGAUGAUACCAACAGGUGGAAGAAAAUGGCAGACUCAAUGGAGUCAACACCCCUGCCUUCAGUCGAGGAUCGCCUGGCUGUCCUGUGCCCUUCUCAGGAGCUUCUGAAGUACUACCAGAAGAAGAUGGCAAACUGUGAGUCUGAGAAUGAAGACCUGCUGAAGAAGCUAGAGCUCUACAGAGAAGGUUGCGAAGAGCAGCAUAAACUUGAGUGGGACUUGCAGCAGAGGGAGGAAGAGAUUGCAGAAUUGCAGAAAGCUCUGAGUGAUCUGCAGGUCUGCCUCUUCCAGGAAAGGGAACAUGUUUUACGACUCUACUCAGAAAAUGACCGACUAAGAAUCAGAGAACUGGAAGACAAGAAAAAGAUUCAGAAUCUGUUAGCUCUGGUGGGCCCAGAUGCCGGUGAAGUGACCUAUUUUCAUAAGGAGCCUCCCCACAAAGUGGAAGCACUUGAGGCGCAGCUGGGAGAGCAGACAAAGCUUUCGAGAGAGCAAGUGGAGGGGCUCAUGGAGGACAGACGGAUCCGAGUCGAGGAGAUCCAAGUUCAGCACCAGAGAAACCAAGAGAAAAUCAGGGAGCUGACCAAGAGGUGGGGACUCAAGAAAUACCAUCCUAACGGGCAUCCUGUUUUUCUGAAUGGUUUAAGAGAUGGCUCAGCUGUUGCAACCAUGAACAACACCCAUGGAGAUCAGGACCUGGCCAUGCUCUGUGAAGUCCGUGACAGCAACAGGAGAGCUCAUAAGAUACAGGGGGAACUGAAGAACCUCAAGUCUAAAGUGUUCGGGCUGGAGAAUGCGCUUAGGCUGUGCUGAUGGCUCCUUUCAGGGUUGGCUUCUGGAGACCUGAGACAAGGUCAUCUGUGCCCACAAAGUGGACCUGGAGUUGUCCAGAGUAGUGGCAUCAAUUUUAAUAAAGAUGGUGUUAAGGGCAUGAUAGCUCACACCUAUAAUCCCAGGGCUUGGGAAUCUGAGGCAGGAGGAUUGCCACAAACCCAUGGUACAGGCAGGUGGAUCUCUGUNAUUCAUGGCCAGCCUGAUCUACAAUAGUGCCUUCUAGGCCAUCCAAGGCUAUUUAAUGAGACCCUGUCUACAAAAACAAAAAUAAAACAUCAAAACCAGAGAGGAAAGAAGGAAAACAAUGGCAAACCUGGCUCUGGCACAGCUGCCCUGGCAGACUGCCAUCUCACCAUCCUGCUAGCCUUGUCUUUUAUAUACUGACAGGCUUUUCUGUCUUUAAAAAAUCAGUGAUGGGGAUGUAGCUUAUCUGGUGAAGUGCUGUCAAGCAUACAGAAAGCCCNGGUCCUGCUAGCUCCCCUAAAGCCAGGUUUGGUGGCUCACCUGUAGUCAGCACUGGAGAGAGCCCACGUGGGAGAUCUGAAGUUCACAUUCCCCCUUGGCUAGAUGGUGAGUUCCNGGCCAGCCUGGGCUACACAAGACCACGUCUAAAAAUGAAAACAAGAAACAAACAAACAUACAAAAAAGAAAAUAACUUAGGAAGAGCCAUUUUGCUGAGCUUGCUAAGUGUCAGUGGGAGAAUGUGUUUCCUGAAGACCAAAGUCAUUCACUGAAGUCAUUCACUCAGGAAUUACAUACACCUGGAAAGAUUCACAGACUUAGCUGCGUUCCGAGUUACUGACCACCAGGGGGCAGCAUAGCCCUUUCAUCAAGAAAAGGGUGCUACUUUNUGUACANUGGGCCAAACCAAAAUGAUAUUUUAUGUGAAAAANUUUGACAUUUUAUCCAUAGUUUUAAAAUUCAAAUUAAGUAUUUUCAAUAAAAUGU
Molecule: messenger RNA, 1840 nt
Organism: Mus caroli (Ryukyu mouse)
Lineage: Eukaryota; Metazoa; Chordata; Mammalia; Rodentia; Muridae
Source: RefSeq, a predicted model, not a curated record